CCAUGUCACCAUGUGUAGCUUCAAGUACAUUAAAGAGGUUUUCCUUGCUGCUUUUUGGAAUAUUGCACGACUCAACCUGCAGAAAUAAGGAUUAGGACUUCAGCACAAGAAUGUCUCAAAUCAUACAUAACCUUUUGGAAAUAUAUUAAACAUGUGGAACUGCCCAGAAUUUCUACAGUACGUCUUGGCUAGAAAAGAAGCAAGAACAUCAAUAGUCAUGGCACGAUUCAGAUAAGAAUGAAUCUCUCUGUACCUUCUACCCUUUUGUACUAGCUGCUCUUCCUAUUUUACCAUAUGUGUAAAUACCCUCUCUUGCCACAAUGACUAUAACAUGAUUAACGUUUCUGAUAUUCUCACUGAAGUAUAUUUUAGACUAUAAAUGAAGAACACAUUCCCCAAACCAUUAAGUGUUCGAAAAACCAUUUUCUAAUCGUUCUCGUCUUUACGUAAAGAACUUGUGGUCAUCUCAAGGUAAUAUUCUUCUUCAAUAUGAUACAAGAGCAGAUUGUUGUCCUCAUAGCUAAUAUGUUGUCCUCUUUCGAGUAUUUCCAUUUAAUCUAUCUGAUGAAAUAAGAAAUAUGGCUGUCUAGGUAGUCUAAAAUUUGUAAUGGGAUUAUGCUUCUGCACAAUCUAGUUGGUCAUUUAGUUCGUUCAUUUGUUUUAUGCUUUCAUAAGAUGAUAUAGUUCUAUUCACUUAAGCGCAUAAUCUGUGUUGCGACUUUGUCAAUUUAUUCUACACAAUUUAGGAAGCAGCAGUCAAUGGCGUCUAAAGGGACGUUGUCAAAUUUGCCACCACCUCCCCAAGAAAUCCCCCCAAAUGUGGUUCCCAUGCAAGUUGAACCAGGGAAAGGUUGCGGAUCACUUAGCGAGAGAUUAAGGCCAAAUUUUAACCAGAUGAAUGGACCUCGUCCAGGGGUCAAGGGAAAGAAGAUACAUCUGCUGACAAAUCAUUUUAGAGUAUGCUUUCAAGGUGGCACAAGCCACCUACAUUCAUACAGUGUUAAUGUCCACUAUGAAAAUGGGGACCCUGUCACCCGAAGGAAUUUGAUUAGAAAAGUGAUUCAAAAACUCUGGGAGAUAUACAGCUUAGAGUUAGGAGAGCAAGCAUUUGCUACUGACGGGCAACAGAGCCUUUUCACCGCCUGUCCUCUACCAAAGAAGAAGCUAGAGUUCACAGUUGUGCUUGAUGUUGCAACAUCGAAAAGUAAGACAGAUAGCAGCCUUAGUGGCAAUGGAGACUUCAGCGAGGGUGAUCAAAAGAGGCAGAAGAUCAUAUCCGGAUUCAAGACUUUCAAAGUACAGAUAACCUUUGUUUCCGUCAUCCCCUUUCAGUCCAUGCUUGAUGCACCAAAUGGAGUAAAAUCAGGAAAUAAUGAAGUUCUGAGAGCAUUAGACACCAUUUUGCAACAUUCUAAUGCAAAGAGAAAUUGCCUUUUGCUUCGCCAAUCGUACUUCUCCAACGAGAUAAGGAACUUCAUGGACUUGACUGGUGGUAUCCUUGGAUGCCGAGGUUUCCACUCGAGUUUCCAAUCUGUUCAAGGUGGAUUAUUUUUUAAUCUUGAUGUAUCUACUACAACAAUUAUACAACUAGGUCCACUUGUUAACUUUCUAAUGGCCAACCAAAAUGUGGAUAAUCCCUUCAAAAUCGACUGGACUAAGGCAACGGGAAUCUUAAAAAAUCUCAGAAUUAAGCUAGCACACUCCAAUAGAGAACACAAAGUCACUGGACUUAGUGACAGGCUUUGCAAAGAGUUGAAGUUUCUUCUGAGACUGAAGGGAUCCCAUGAUCAAAAUGACAAUGUCCAGACUGUUGAGGUGACAGUUUAUGAUUAUUUUAUUAGGAGACGUGGAAUAGAGCUCAGUUAUUCAUCAAACUUGCCAUGCAUCAACGUGGGGAGUCAGCAUCGUCCCCAGUUCAUUCCUAUUGAGCUCUGCUCUUUGGUAUCCUUACAACGAUACAAAGAGGAAUUAUCCAUACACCAACGAUCCUUGCUACUGAAGAAGUUGCGCCAAAAACCGAUGGAAAUCAUCAACGAUCUUAAUGAGUUGAGGGUGGGAAACAAGGUAGAUCUUGUUCCUAAAAGGUCUCGCUGGAAUUUUAAUGACAAGAAGUUUGCAGAGCCAAAAGGCAUUGAAUUCUGGGUUGUGGUUAACUUCUCUACUGGCUUUGACAUUCGUUCUUCAUACACCGAGCUGGCAAAAUUGGGUGCAAUGGAGGGAAUGCACAUUCGUCCCCCAGCAUUUGUUUUUGAAGAGAAUCCUAAGCAUAAAAAGAAACCGGGCUCUGUUCGAGUGGACCUGAUGUUUGAACAAAUAAUUUCAAAAUUUCGCAAGGAUCCUCCUCGAUUCAUUCUCUACUUUCUUCCUACGAAGUUUUCUUGUUUAUAUGGUCCGUGGAAGAAAAAGUGCCUUAUGGACUUUGGAAUACGUAACCAAUGCAUUGCAAUGAACAGAGUUGACGAAGCUUAUCUUGCUAAUGUUAUCUUAAAAAUGAAUGCAAGACUUGGUGGUAUAAAUUUUAUGCUAUCAGCUGAAGUUUCACAGACCAUACCCUUGGUUUCUAAAGUUCCUACAUUGAUCUUAGGCAUGGAUGUUAGACAUGCUGCUUCUGCACGGUCAGAUUUACCCUCCGUUGCUGCAGUGGUUGGUUCUAGACAGUGGCCAAUGAUUUCUUGUUAUGCAGCAUCUAUUCGUGUCCAACCUCCUAAGACUGAAACUAUACAUUCACUCUUUAAACCAAUUUCAGAAGGGGAGGAUACAGGCAUAAUCAGGGAGCUGCUGAUGGAUUUUUAUGCAAGCUCAGGGAAGAGGAAGCCCGCUCAGAUUAUUAUAUUCAGGCAAGGUUUAUGUGAAAGUCAAUUCAAGCAAAUUAUUAACGAAGUGGAGGAAAUUAUUAAGGCCUGUAAGUUCCUGGAUGAGACUUGGUCUCCUAAGUUCACUCUAAUUAUUGCACAAAGAAGACACCACACAAAGUUGUUCCAACCUGAUUCCAGUGAAAAUAUUCCUCCUGGCACAGUCGUCGAUACUAAAAUUUGUCACCCGCUGUAUAACAACAACUUCUACAUGUGUGCACAUGCAGCAAGAGUUGGGACUAGCAGGCCUAGUCACUACUUUGUUUUGCUGGAUGAGAUUGGCUUCUCGUCGGAUGAUGCACAAGAACUAGUCCAUUGUUUAUGCUACGUGUCUCAGAGAUGCACCAGUGCUAUAUAUGAAGUGGCUCCGAUUCGUUAUGCUCGUUUGGCUGCGGCUCAGAUGUUAGAAAUUGUGAAGUCUGAGGGGCCUCAACUGCCGAAGUUGCACAAAAAUAUCAGGGACACAAUGUUCUUCUGCUGAUCUGUUGUACCACAAUCUGUUAAAAUGUGCAGAUUCUUUGUGUUAAAGGCAUUGGGAAUUUGGGAUUACAAUAGAAAUCUUUCUCUGAACAAAUUAAACCUCAGAUUGGGUUUAUUGCUAUAUCAGUAUAGACAGUAGGACAACUUUAUAUUUACUGCA
Messenger RNA from Nicotiana tabacum (common tobacco), 3492 nucleotides. The record is from RefSeq and is a predicted model, not a curated record. NCBI's taxonomy places the organism in Eukaryota, Viridiplantae, Streptophyta, Magnoliopsida, Solanales, Solanaceae.